CAGCUUUCUGUCAAAAUCUCCAAAAGGCAGCCGGACCGCCCUGCCCCCCAUCCGUGCUCCGAGCAAGAAGAAAGGCUUUAUCGGUAAGCCUUUGCCCUCCUCUGGCAAAGAGAGGCCUGUGUUCAGCCUCAGCCCUUCUCAUGUGGAGCUCGCGCCAGGCGGCUCAGUCGACAUGGUGCUGACAGGAUCUUCAGACUCCCCCAAGGUUGUUCAGGAGCGCCUGGUGUGCCAUGGCUUUGUGGGUCGACAGGGCUGUAGAGAGCUCAUCAUGUGCGUAGAUCUUACCUGUCGAUGACGAUGACAAUAAGCUGGGGAUAAUCAUGUGUGUGUGUGUGUGUGCUCGCCCCUAUAUAACAGUAAGGCAGGGGCGAGCGAGGGAGAGAGAGAGACCGACCGAGCGAGCGGCGUGUUCUUGUGAACGGAAUAAAUAAAAUAUUGAAACUCACCACCCUGGUGUCGAGUGCCUGUGUCCACAGCCGUACCAACCCACACCGUACAAUAAUCUCUCCAGGAAACCGUUCAAAACUAUUUUAUUAGUUAUUUAAUGUUUCUUUAAUGUACCCUUUUUUUAUAUGUCUCACAGGUCCCAGGAGAGAGACUAAUGCCGCUAUACGAGAAGCUCGUCUUGGAGAAUGUGUUGUCUCUGUCUCUUUCUGUUGAGCUCUCUCUGGUUGAGUCCUUCUCUUUGUGUGAGGCCUCGGGAGCCCAUAGCCCGGCUACCACUAAGUCCAUGACUAUAGGUGAUGGGCAGCAGGCUGAGCUGUGGGUGUGCUUUGACCCAACUUACUGUCAGGAUCGGGUGUCACGAGUCGUGAAAGAGGUCCUCGAGAUACACUACCGGGGGACACCCAAAGCGACACAAGGUGGAGCUGUACGCUGAGGUCCACUUCCCCAACCUUCACUUCUCCGACACCACGGUGGACUUUGGCUGCGUGCUCAACCUUACGGGGGCUCGCAGGGCGAUCGCCAUCACCAACUGCUCUCUGCUGCCCGUGUCCUACCACUGGGUCUUCCUGGGUGACUGGGAACACAGGGCCAUCAGGUGUUUGAUAUCUUGCCGAUAUUCGGUCAUCUGCAACCUGGUGAGCAGCAACAGGUCAUUUUCUGCUUCUACGGCCAAGAGAAUGUCAGCAGCGAGGUGGUAGCACAGUGCCGUGUAGAAGAGGGGCCGACCUAUGAGAUCCGACUCCGAGGAGAGGCAUCUUGAAUCAGCUACAGCCUGUACUCCACGCAUAUCGACUUUGGUCUGCAGCCGUUUGAUCAAGAAAGUGAAGCUGAGGUGACGCUAACCAAUACUGGCAAGAUAGGCUUUAACUUCAGCAUCACACAUCUUCAAAAGAAGGAUGAAGAGGCAGAAGAGGAGGCAGGGGGGUUGAGGAAGGCCCUGGAGGAUGAGCAACAUGUAGAAAGACAUGUCAUACCAGGCCGGCCCGUGGUCAUCCCCGCUCCUUUAGGUCAUCUUUGCACUCUUUUGGAUGUGGGAGGGUAACCUAUCAUGCGUACGGUUGUUGUUGUUUUUUAACCUAGUUCCUUCUCUGUGUGCCAGGGUUACAUUGAUCCCGGUGCGGAGUGAUGUCUGCGUGUGCUCUACCUCCCAGGCACCCCAGAGGUGUUUGAGAGGCAGCUUCAGCUGCAGGUGGCUUUCCUACUGCCGCAGGUCCUCACGCUGACUGGAGAGGGAGUGUUCCCAAGGAUCACCCUUAACUUGCCACAAAACCUGCCAGAGGAGUCUUACAGUGAUUUGGUGCUGCAGUCCAGAAGAGUUGUGGAGGGAGUGGAGCUCAUGAAUGGAACGGCACUUGAUGAAAGACAGACAGCCGAAGCCAAACACCACCUUACAGUUCCUGCUUCCAGAGUAUGUUUUGGAUUUUGGUUAUGUCAUUCCAGCCAUUCCCCACAGUCACAGUGUAAACGUGACAAACACUGGUACAGUGGCUGUGUCCUUCAAAGCCAGUGUCAAACCUCUAGCUGGAACAGGAUUCAGUACAGACUUUAAAAGAGUAAAAAACCUGCCUUGUGGAGAGACGCAGACUUUUACGGUCAAAUUUGACCCACAAACUGCUGACCUGAAGAUGGGGGAUACAAGUGUUGUCAUGCCAAUACAGGUCGUAGGCGGCCCGACGGUCCAGGUGCGGCUGUGUGCUUUGGUGACUGAGCCGGCCGUCACUGUUUCAACUGAUACCCUGCAGUUCGACACUGUGCAAUGUGGCAUGUGUCAGAUGAGGACAAUACAGUUGUUUAAUCACAAGUCUGUGCCGGGCUUCUGGAGUAUAGCUGAGAAGGGAAAGCCUAUCAAAAAGCAUCAAAAGGACUUGCAGAUACAACAACCGCCUGCUGUGGUGUUCAAGAUGAUUCCUGGUGAACAGGUCCAUGUCCAGAUAAAGUUCAACCCUGCUGAGGGGAGUUCUUACAACAGGCAGCUACAUGUCUGUGUGGCUGAGAGCAGCCAGCAGCUGUUCAUUACAGCCCAGGGGCGGGCGGAGGAGCCACAUCUGGAGUUCUGCCCGUCUGUGCUGGAGCUCGGGCCAUGCCUGCCUCUCAACACUGACGUCGAGGUCAACGUCACUGUCAGAAACCCCUGCCCUUUCCCUGUUGAGUUCUACUCCCUGGAAUUAGACACACAGUAUUCCGAAGAAGAAAAGAUCCUGCGUCUUGUUAAGGGUUAUGGCGAGAAUCGCAUAUUACUGCUGCCCCCCAGAGCCCCUGGAGAAAGUCUUCCCCAGGAACUGCUCGAGUACUACCAGGAGCACGGCUCCCAGCUGAAAGACGAUGCAGGACUGAAACAAGGCCUGGAUGAAGAUGAAGCUGUGAUGGUUGACACAUACGAGGAAAGAGACCGCAAAGUGGAAGAAAUGCAUUCUUUUAGUUUGAAACCAGCUGAAUUACUGGUUUCGGAGAUGACCGUAGUGGGAAAUUCCCAGGCACUGGGGCAGCUCGAGAUGACCCCCGUCUCCAGAGUAAUAGCUCGCCACAUGCGUGUGGAUCUGUCGCCUGAGGGUCUGGCUGCACGCAACCGCAGAGGCAUUGCUAUUAUUGUGUAUGGAGCGCCACUGACAGAUAAUGGCAGCUGUGUGGCAGCUCUGGCCCGUCACUACGGAGGGGUAAGCCUGAGUGUUGAUGCCGUGGUUACCGAGGUGCUCGUCAAUGGAACUUCACCUAUCAGCCAGACUGCGACACAACCCUACGACUGUGCUGCCACCCGCUAAUGUUGGGAAGAAGCCUGAGGAGGCUGGUAAGAAGCAAACACGGUGCUUCAGCGGAAAUGGCUCCAAGGCUCCUCGGGGGACCGAGAACACACACUUUACCCGUUGCCUGGUAUAUUUUCUUCUCCUCUGCUCAUCUGCUGCUGCUGUCAACGCAUUGAAGUCCAUGUUUGUAAAUUGAAAAAUUCCUCUACUAAUUUGAGGGUAUGAACCUACUUAAUAUCUGUGUAUAAUUGAAAUAAUA
Molecule: messenger RNA, 3447 nt
Organism: Pungitius pungitius (ninespine stickleback)
Lineage: Eukaryota; Metazoa; Chordata; Actinopteri; Perciformes; Gasterosteidae
Product: hydrocephalus-inducing protein-like
Exons: 17
Coding region: 1788-3206 (472 amino acids)
Biological process (GO): cilium movement; axonemal central apparatus assembly
Cellular component (GO): axoneme
Source: RefSeq, a predicted model, not a curated record